This is a messenger RNA of Haliotis rufescens (red abalone), 2696 nucleotides long. RefSeq names its product SCO-spondin-like. NCBI's taxonomy places the organism in Eukaryota, Metazoa, Mollusca, Gastropoda, Lepetellida, Haliotidae. The transcript has 14 exons. Bases 71 to 2677 code for a protein of 868 amino acids. The record is from RefSeq and is a predicted model, not a curated record.
UGAUGGAGGGCUGUCAAACUGGACAUCGUGGUCAAUCGUACCCUGCCCUGUCACAUGUGGAGCAGAUGCCAUGACAAACCAGAGCAGACGUAGGGAUUGUAACGCCCCUGCUCCGGAAGCCGGUGGCAAGAACUGCACGGGUCCACUGACGGAAACCAGUCAGACACACUGCAAUGUUCCUCCAUGUAGUGGCGACGACAAUGUGACCGAGUGGAGCCAAUGGAGUGCUGCAGCAUGCACAGCCACCUGUGGUCCAGGCCAAGAGGGAAGCGUGAAAAGAAGCAGAAGUUGUAUUACGCCGGCCAAUAAUAUCAGCUGUACAGCCGAACUAAUAGAAACCCAAAUGGGAAACUGUGACCUCCCUAAAUGUCCAGUUGAUGGAGGGCUGUCAAACUGGACAUCGUGGUCAAUCGUACCCUGCCCUGUCACAUGUGGAGCAGAUGCCAUGACAAACCAGAGCAGACGUAGGGAUUGUAACGCCCCUGCUCCGGAAGCCGGUGGCAAGAACUGCACGGGUCCACUGACGGAAACCAGUCAGACACACUGCAAUGUUCCUCCAUGUAGUGGCGACGACAAUGUGACCGAGUGGAGCCAAUGGAGUGCUGCAGCAUGCACAGCCACCUGUGGUCCAGGCCAAGAGGGAAGCGUGAAAAGAAGCAGAAGUUGUAUUACGCCGGCCAAUAAUAUCAGCUGUACAGCCGAACUAAUAGAAACCCAAAUGGGAAACUGUGACCUCCCUAAAUGUCCAGUUGAUGGAGGGCUGUCAAACUGGACAUCGUGGUCAAUCGUACCCUGCCCUGUCACAUGUGGAGCAGAUGCCAUGACAAACCAGAGCAGACGUAGGGAUUGUAACGCCCCUGCUCCGGAAGCCGGUGGCAAGAACUGCACGGGUCCACUGACGGAAACCAGUCAGACACACUGCAAUGUUCCUCCAUGUAGUGGCGACGACAAUGUGACCGAGUGGAGCCAAUGGAGUGCUGCAGCAUGCACAGCCACCUGUGGUCCAGGCCAAGAGGGAAGCGUGAAAAGAAGCAGAAGUUGUAUUACGCCGGCCAAUAAUAUCAGCUGUACAGCCGAACUAAUAGAAACCCAAAUGGGAAACUGUGACCUCCCUAAAUGUCCAGUUGAUGGAGGGCUGUCAAACUGGACAUCGUGGUCAAUCGUACCCUGCCCUGUCACAUGUGGAGCAGAUGCCAUGACAAACCAGAGCAGACGUAGGGAUUGUAACGCCCCUGCUCCGGAAGCCGGUGGCAAGAACUGCACGGGUCCACUGACGGAAACCAGUCAGACACACUGCAAUGUUCCUCCAUGUAGUGGCGACGACAAUGUGACCGAGUGGAGCCAAUGGAGUGCUGCAGCAUGCACAGCCACCUGUGGUCCAGGCCAAGAGGGAAGCGUGAAAAGAAGCAGAAGUUGUAUUACGCCGGCCAAUAAUAUCAGCUGUACAGCCGAACUAAUAGAAACCCAAAUGGGAAACUGUGACCUCCCUAAAUGUCCAGUUGAUGGAGGGCUGUCAAACUGGACAUCGUGGUCAAUCGUACCCUGCCCUGUCACAUGUGGAGCAGAUGCCAUGACAAACCAGAGCAGACGUAGGGAUUGUAACGCCCCUGCUCCGGAAGCCGGUGGCAAGAACUGCACGGGUCCACUGACGGAAACCAGUCAGACACACUGCAAUGUUCCUCCAUGUAGUGGCGACGACAAUGUGACCGAGUGGAGCCAAUGGAGUGCUGCAGCAUGCACAGCCACCUGUGGUCCAGGCCAAGAGGGAAGCGUGAAAAGAAGCAGAAGUUGUAUUACGCCGGCCAAUAAUAUCAGCUGUACAGCCGAACUAAUAGAAACCCAAAUGGGAAACUGUGACCUCCCUAAAUGUCCAGUUGAUGGAGGGCUGUCAAACUGGACAUCGUGGUCAAUCGUACCCUGCCCUGUCACAUGUGGAGCAGAUGCCAUGACAAACCAGAGCAGACGUAGGGAUUGUAACAACCCUGCUCCGGAAGCCGGUGGCAAGAACUGCACGGGUCCACUGACGGAAACCAGUCAGACACACUGCAAUGUUCCUCCAUGUAGUGGCGACGACAAUGUGACCGAGUGGAGCCAAUGGAGUGCUGCAGCAUGCACAGCCACCUGUGGUCCAGGCCAAGAGGGAAGCGUGAAAAGAAGCAGAAGUUGUAUUACGCCGGCCAAUAAUAUCAGCUGUACAGCCGAACUAAUAGAAACCCAAAUGGGAAACUGUGACCUCCCUAAAUGUCCAGUUGAUGGAGGGCUGUCAAACUGGACAUCGUGGUCAAUCGUACCCUGCCCUGUCACAUGUGGAGCAGAUGCCAUGACAAACCAGAGCAGACGUAGGGAUUGUAACGCCCCUGCUCCGGAAGCCGGUGGCAAGAACUGCACGGGUCCACUGACGGAAACCAGUCAGACACACUGCAAUGUUCCUCCAUGUAGUGGCGACGACAAUGUGACCGAGUGGAGCCAAUGGAGUGCUGCAGCAUGCACAGCCACCUGUGGUCCAGGCCAAGAGGGAAGCGUGAAAAGAAGCAGAAGUUGUAUUACGCCGGCCAAUAAUAUCAGCUGUACAGCCGAACUAAUAGAAACCCAAAUGGGAAACUGUGACCUCCCUAAAUGUCCAGGUAAAUGUGUAGCCAUGUGUAACUGUAUCACUUUCAUGUACUGCAGUAUAUAAAAUGUAGCAACCCUACCCU